AUGAGAGUGGAAGGAGAGGGGGAGGCAGAGGCAGAGGAGGAGGAGGAGGAGGAGGAGGGAAGGAACUACGAUUUGGGGCAGCUGGUGCAUGGCCUGUGGACUAAACUGCCCCGAGUCAGUGAUAUAGAAAUUGUGGAGAAGAAUGCCGAACGAAUUAUAAUCUCUUGGCGAUCACCAGUGGGAGCCGAGGUUCCCAUCUUUGUUGCCAUCUCUUGUCUCAAUUGUCAAAAAGAUGAGGCUGUCUACGUGCCUGGAAACGUACUUACUGGGAAUCGGGUGACCAUUCUCGGAUUGCAGGUGGAUAGGACGUACACUUUUGCAUUCCGCUCGUGUCUGCAAAAGGAUAUGAUUCCUGACUCCUGUGAUGUCAGAGCUGUUCAUGUCACCGUUAAACAGGGCCUAUAUCCCUUGGUGAGAAGGCCAUCGCAGCGAGAUCAUCUCCGUCAGAAUUCCACUGACUUUACCGAUGGCAGUGGCGGCGGUGGUGGUGGUAGUGGCGAUGCUGAUGGGGACGAUGAUGAGGAAGUUGCCUCCGUUGUGACUGUGUUUCAUAUCCUCCUCGGAAUAGCUAUCUUUGUCUGCAUGGCCCUCCUAUUCAUCUUUGGCACUGUAGUGCUGCAUCGGUAUUACAAAGGUCGGCCGCACAAGAGACUCUACGGACUUGUCAACAAUGCCGAGCAACCAGUGAGUGGAAUGAACACCACGGCGAUGGAGUAUCGAAACGCCAUCUUUCUGGCCGGACAAACGAUUUAUCGUCAACUUCCCACCAUUCUCCCCACCUCUAUUGAAAUGAAGAAGCCGCUGGGCAAAUGUGAGUGCCUUUUCUAUACCCUCUUCAUCUCCACAGCCCCCUUUCAUUCAUGCCUCCUUCUCCUCCUCUUUACUUACCUCGUCUGCUCUGCGAAUGGCAGCGCUUCUCCUCUCUCAGUUUAUAGUUUUUUGUCGGGAGGUCGAUUAAGUGGGCUGAGCGUACAGAUAACUGCUCGUUCCCUCCUCCUCCUCCUCCUCCUCCUCCUCCUCCUUUUACUCCUCCGUCAUGCAUUAUUGCAGGGUCUUCUUCUUUCUCUUUUCAUUCGUCAAGGUCGUCAUGGAGAGACGUUUUUGGGACUGCUGAAACCAUUGCCUCCUUCCGUGGAGAAUAGCGUACUAUCAGCGAGAAAAAUCUUUCUUCGUCCUGCCACACCCAACGCUGCUGUCAAAGUCGCUGAAAUUGCCGCUAGCAUUCGACAUCCACGAGUUGUCUUUUGCCAUGGAGUUCUCAAGGCUGUUCAGCCGCACCACCUCCUCGUCUAUGACUUCAUGGCCCUGGGCAGACUUGACAGGUUCCUAAUUUCGGAAAUAGGACGAUUCGAUGGCGGUGAGGAGCAUGGGAAGAGUCAAAAUUGGCCACGUUCUCCAUUGCUUUCUACAAAGAUGGUCUUUCACAUGCUUCAUCAAAUCGCUUCCGCUUUCGCCUUCCUCGUCUCCCUCUCCAUUGACAACUUGCGUUUGGAUUCCUCCAGUGUCUUGGUAGCCUCCGAUUACACUUGCAAGGUGCAACUCAAGACGUGGCCUCCUGAAAUCACGUCAAAGAGCAACGGAUGUGCAAUUGGAGGUGUCGAUAUGAUUUGUCGAAGUCUUGCGGAGUUCAUGGAUCUUGGACCAUCGUCACCUCGCGCCAAGGUCUACAUCAUUCAAGACGGUCAGCAUAUACUCCUUCCUAGGAUUCUGAAACCGUCCACAGAAUCUUCGCCCAGCGUGCUUUUCGACUCGAUCAUUCAGCACCUCAAAUCAUCGGGGCCCGAAGAUCCUCCACCCAACAGCUCUAUGGUGAUGUCGCCCUCAUCAGUGGUAAAAAAUUUGGGCUGGCUGCAGGUAGAAAUGCUCCUGGCAUCGGUCUUGUGUCAGCGGUGUUUGCUUCGCGACUCAGCAACGCCCUCUUCCAAUGUGUCGGAGAAAAUGGGACACAUUUUGAGUCACUUAGAAUGGAGCGAGGCUCUACGAUUGCGAGAAAACAUAAUAACAUUGCUAGCACGAUGGUUCGGCAACGAUUUUCUCGGGUGCAUGUUGAGAAGUUGUGUGCACCCAGAGGCGUCACGGAGACCUGGGCUGAUGGAGGUGGUAAACCACCUACACAACUACCUCACAGAUGGAGGCAUCCAAAACCAAGAGAGCAAAACUACUGCUGUCAUUCACAGGGACGGCAUGAUUUCUCUACCACUAAUCGCUGCAGUGGAGGAAGCCUCAACCCACACCACACCAGCCAAAUGGAAUAAUCUUCAUUUAUCUCCAUCCUCUUGUGCAGAGGUCAAUUCUUUCUACACUUCCGAUACUGUAUAG
Messenger RNA from Hydatigera taeniaeformis, 2319 nucleotides. The record is from the annotation of a GenBank genome assembly. Lineage: Eukaryota; Metazoa; Platyhelminthes; Cestoda; Cyclophyllidea; Taeniidae.